GCGGGGGGACGCAGCUGGACCGGUUUCUUCUCCCGCGCGCGGAGGUGAGCGAGGCUAAAGAACACACAAGCCACCAUGUGGGGAACCCUACAAUCCAUUUUAGGAGGUGUAAACAAACACUCAACCAGCAUUGGGAAGAUAUGGCUCACUGUCCUCUUCAUUUUCCGUGUUAUGAUCCUUGUGGUGGCUGCUGAAAAUGUCUGGGGAGACGAACAGUCAGAUUUCACUUGUAACACUCUACAACCUGGGUGCAAAAAUACCUGCUAUGAUGAUUAUUUCCCAGUUUCUCAUAUUAGACUUUGGGCUCUCCAGCUUAUCUUUGUGUCUACCCCUGCCCUUCUGGUGGCAAUGCAUGUUGCCUACAGAAGGCACGAGAAGAAGCGGAAAUACCGACACGGGGAGAAAAUUGACCUUGAAAGUCUGAAAACCCAAAAGUUCCACAUCGAAGGACCCUUAUGGUGGACAUACACCAGCAGCCUCUUCUUCCGAAUUAUCUUCGAAGCGACUUUCAUGUACAUAUUUUAUCACAUGUACGAUGGGUACCGUAUGCCUCGUGUAGUGAAAUGCAGUGAUUUUCCUUGCCCAAAUACAGUAGAUUGCUUUAUUUCUCGUCCCACUGAGAAAACUGUAUUUACUAUUUUCAUGCUGGCUGUGUCAGGCAUUUGCAUGCUCCUAAAUGUACUUGAGUUGUCUUAUUUGAUACUAAAGUCUUGCAUGAAGAAGUCUCAGCCCAAGAAACCACUGCCCAAUCAUUAGAUGUUUGUAUGUCAUGUACCUAUUUUGCAUUGCUUAAAAGCUCAUCUGUUUUUAAUUAAACUAUAGUAAAUUACA
Podarcis raffonei (Aeolian wall lizard) is the source of this 831-nucleotide messenger RNA. RefSeq names its product gap junction protein beta 2 (gene GJB2). Gene Ontology annotation, biological process: cell communication. The record is from RefSeq and is a predicted model, not a curated record. NCBI's taxonomy places the organism in Eukaryota, Metazoa, Chordata, Lepidosauria, Squamata, Lacertidae. Gene Ontology annotation, cellular component: connexin complex. The transcript has 2 exons. The coding region runs from base 76 to 756 and encodes 226 amino acids.